Messenger RNA from Gasterosteus aculeatus aculeatus (three-spined stickleback), 4872 nucleotides. Lineage: Eukaryota; Metazoa; Chordata; Actinopteri; Perciformes; Gasterosteidae. The record is from RefSeq and is a predicted model, not a curated record.
UGUAACGACGCGUGAGAAAAACAACCGUCACUCGCAGUUUCACUUUCGUUUUACUGUAAAUCGGGGUUGCUGUGAAGACCAGCUUGGAGUAGGAAUACAGCACAGAUUUCUGAUUUUUGCUUUGGUUGGAUGAUUGACAGCUAACUCUUAACGGUUAAAGGAGAUCAACCAAUUAAUCGAGUCGAUCCUCCGUCGUGUGAUCGAUCGCUUCCUUUGGUUUGACUCGUCUACACAGCUGGUGAAGUCAUGUCGGGUUUACUGAAGGAAAUAGAAGACAUCGACAAACCAGCAGCUGAUGAGUUGAUGAACGCUGAUUUACAAAGUGACUCAGACAUUCAGGCCCUGACUGAAGACGACCUGCGCGACCUGCUUCCAGGACCUGAGAAUAUUAAACGCAGAAAGGCCAAUUAUGACACAAUCCACAGCCAGCCAAUGGAGCAGCAGAAGCUGGAGGCGUCUUUGACAGAGUCCGGGUCACAUGUGAGUCCUUCGGCCAGCGAUCAUCCUGAGGAGCUCCAGAUUACUCCAAGUGAUGGCCGUCCACAAGCAGCACCAGACUCUUCGGCAGGUUCAGGAACCUCAAACAGCGUUUUUGGAUCAAGGGAAUAUUCUGGCCCGCAUAAUCACAACACAAAACAACGUGAAGUCAUGUCGUGUUUACUGAAGAAAAUAGAAGACAUCUACAAACCAGCAGCUGAUGAGUUGAUAAACGCUGGUUUACAAAGUGACUCAGACAUUCAGGCCCUGACUGAAGACGACCUGCGCGACCUGCUUCCAGGAAUUAAGAAUAUAAAACGCAGAAGGGCCAUUAAUGACCUAAUCCACAGCCAGCCAAUGGAGCAGCAGAAGCUGGAGGCGUCUUUGACAGGUGAAGUCAUGUCGGGUUUACUGAAGAAAAUAGAAGACAUCUACAAACCAGCAGCUGAUGAGUUGAUAAACGCUGGUUUACAAAGUGACUCAGACAUUCAGGCCCUGACUGAAGACGACCUGCGCGACCUGCUUCCAGGAAUUAAGAAUAAGAGACGCAGAAAGGCCAUUUAUGACCUAAUCCACAGCCAGCCAAUGGAGCAGCAGAAGCUGGAGGCGUCUUUGACAGGUGAAGUCAUGUCGGGUUUACUGAAGGAAAUAAAACGCAUCGACAAACCAGCAGCUGAUGAGUUGAUAAACGCUGAUUUACAAAGUGACUCAGACAUUCAGGCCCUGACUGAAGACGACCUGCGCGACCUGCUUCCAGGACCUGAGAAUAAGAGACGCAGAAGGGCCAUUUAUGACCUAAUCCACAGCCAGCCAAUGGAGCAGCAGAAGCUGGAGGCGUCUUUGACAGAGUCCGGGUCACAUGUGAGUCCUUCGGCCAGCGAUCAUCCUGAGGAGCUCCAGAUUACUCCAAGUGAUGGCCGUCCACAAGCAGCACCAGACUCUUCGGCAGGUUCAGGAACCUCAAACAGCGGUUUUGGAUCAGGGGAAUAUUCUGGCCCGGAUAAUCCCGACACAAAACGUGAAGUCAUGUCGGGUUUACUGAAGAAAAUAAAACGCAUCGACAAACCAGCAGCUGAUGAGUUGAUGAACGCUGGUUUACAAAGUGACUCAGACAUUCAGGCCCUGACUGAAGACGACCUGCGCGACCUGCUUCCAGGACCUGAGAAUAAGAGACGCAGAAGGGCCAUUUAUGACCUAAUCCACAGCCAGCCAAUGGAUCAGAUCCUAAAGAAGCUGAGGGGGUUCAUCCCAGAGGCGUCUUUGACAGAGUCCGGGUCACAUGUGAGUCCUUCGGCCAGCGAUCAUCCUGAGGAGCUCCAGAUUACUCCAAGUGAUGGCCGUCCACAAGCAGCACCAGACUCUUCGGCAGGUUCAGGAACCUCAAACAGCGGUUUUGGAUCAGGGGAAUAUUCUGGCCCGGAUAAUCCCGACACAAAACAACGUGAAGUCAUGUCGUGUUUACUGAAGAAAAUAAAACGCAUCGACAAACCAGCAGCUGAUGAGUUGAUAAACGCUGAUUUACAAAGUGACUCAGACAUUCAGGCCCUGACUGAAGACGACCUGCGCGACCUGCUUCCAGGACCUGAGAAUAAGAGACGCAGAAGAGCCAUUUAUGACCUAAUCCACAGCCAGCCAAUGGAUCAGAUCCUAAAGAAGCUGAGGGGGUUCAUCCCAGAGGCGUCUUUGACAGAGUCCGGGUCACAUGUGAGUCCUUCGGCCAGCGAUCAUCCUGAGGAGCUCCAGAUUACUCCAAGUGAUGGCCGUCCACAAGCAGCACCAGACUCUUUGGCAGGUUCAGGAACCUCAAACAGCGGUUUUGGAUCAGGGGAAUAUUCUGGCCCGGAUAAUCACAACACAAAACAACGUGAAGUCAUGUCGGGUUUACUGAAGGAAAUAAAACGCAUCGACAAACCAGCAGCUGAUGAGUUGAUGAACGCUGAUUUACAAAGUGACUCAGACAUUCAGGCCCUGACUGAAGACGACCUGCGCGACCUGCUUCCAGGACCUGAGAAUAAGAGACGCAGAAGGACCAUUUAUGACCUAAUCCACAGCCAGCCAAUGGAGCAGCAGAAGCUGGAGGCGUCUUUGACAGGUGAAGUCAUGUCGGGUUUACUGAAGAAAAUAAAACGCAUCGACAAACCAGCAGCUGAUGAGUUGAUAAACGCUGGUUUACAAAGUGACUCAGACAUUCAGGCCCUGACUGAAGACGACCUGCGCGACCUGCUUCCAGGAAUUAAGAAUAUUAAACGCAGAAGGGCCAUUUAUGACCUAAUCCACAGCCAGCCAAUUGGUCAGAUCCUAAAGAAGCUGAGGGGGUUCAUCCCAGAGGCGUCUUUGACAGCUGCUCUAACUAACAAUGGGGUCUUGGUUGAUUACCUCUGCCUCCUGAUGGACGUGAAGACCCAAAUGGAUAAAGUCAUGACUUUCAUUGAAGCUCACAUCAGCUUUCUGAAAGAAUACAAAACAAAUCCGUUGGAGCAGGAAUCAGCCAGCAGCCAGGAGAAGGUCCAGGGUCACCUGAAGGACACCUCAGCAGGAGAAACACACGAGUCCGGGUCACAUGUGAGUCCUUCGGCCAGCGAUCAUCCUGAGGAGCUCCAGAUUACUCCAAGUGAUGGCCGUCCACAAGCAGCACCAGACUCUUCGGCAGGUUCAGGAACCUCAAACAGCGUUUUUGGAUCAAGGGAAUAUUCUGGCCCGGAUAAUCACAACACAAAACAAUGUGAAGUCAUGUCGGGUUUACUGAAGAAAAUAGAAGACAUCGACAAACCAGCAGCUGAUGGGUUGAUGAACGCUGAUUUACAAAGUGACUCAGACAUUCAGGCCCUGACUGAAGACGACCUGCUCCACCUGUUUCCAGGACCUGAGAAUAAGAGACGCAGAAGGGCCAUUUAUGACCUAAUCCACAGCCAGCCAAUGGAGCAGCAGAAGCUGGAGGCGUCUUUGACAGAGUCCGGGUCACAUGUGAGUCCUUCGGCCAGCGAUCAUCCUGAGGAGCUCCAGAUUACUCCAAGUGAUGGCCGUCCACAAGCAGCACCAGACUCUUCGGCAGGUUCAGGAACCUCAAACAGCGUUUUUGGAUCAAGGGAAUAUUCUGGCCCGGAUAAUCACAACACAAAACAAUCGGCCACAAAAAAUCUGAUGUGGAGAAGUCGUUCUGAGGAGCAUCAGAGUAGCCAAAGCGAACGCCGUCCACAAAGAGCAGCAGCCACGUCGUACAAGAUGGUUGUCGGCGGUAAAACGUUUGACGCCCACCUGACGCUGAUGGAGAAAAUAAAGAAACAAGUUCAGAAUCAGAUCCAGAGUUGUGAAGACGAUGCAGACAACCACUCGGUCACUUUUGUCUUCUGUCCCAUCAGUUCACGCGUUGCGUCAGACGUUGAGGCAGCCAUGUCUGAUGUUAAAGAUGAUAAACCGGUCAUUCUGGUGUUGAUGCACCACACACACCAAGUCAAGGCAACGUCAACUAUGAAAACAUGGGAUGUUUACGCCAAUGUUGUGUUGCAUGUCAACGUUUUCUACCAUGAGACACGUGGAUUACUGCAGUGUGAUGAAAAUGAUGCUGCCGUCACUGAGAUACAAAACGAAUUACUGGAGCGCUUCAACCUGAAAAGUAGCAUAACCAGUGGAAAUGCCCAGGGUGGGGGGGCUGAAGGUGGUUGGACUGGUCUUGGACGGUGGAACUUGAACACAGCUGCGAGAAGCGUUGGCAAGGAACUGGGGCGAAGGGGCUGGAAAUGUUAAAAAAAGGUUUCAGUGGUAAGAAUAGUUAGCAGUGUAGUUGUGGUAUUGUUUCAGUUCAUGCAAUGGAUAGCAUCAACUCAUUCAUUUAGACGCUUUAUGGAUUGCAGAAAACUUUAUUUUAUCCGUCUUGGUAAAAUCUACCUCAGCUACUGAUCUAAUUAUAAUUGUUUUUUUGGUAGUCACGGAUUUAAAAGGAAAACAAAGAGUUAUCUGCACAUUAAGUGUAAGGUUUAAUAUAAACAUACUGCUAGCUUCCAAGCAUGAAUGGGGAAUUUUGCUGUCCCUCCUAUAUAAUUGGGUUGGUGAAAGUGUAUGUAAAGUAGGAUGACUAAUAUUCCCUAGACCCUCUAAUAAAUAGUGUGUGAAAUCAUAUCAUUUGUGGGACUUUUUUAUGUCAUUGUAAUUAUCAUUAAAAACCAUGAGCUCUUCUAUUCGACAAAAUGUCAAAUGUCAAAAUGUUUGUGUUUAGUUGCGUUCAGACCAACCAAUUUCAAAUUAGAAAAUGUUUCUUUUUGGCUUUUCAUUACGUCAACUCAGCUCCAAAGUUUCUAAAAGGUUGCCAUGUUUUGCCAGACAAUAUUUCAUAUGCAGUAACUAUAAACAAAUGUCUUAUGUUGCGUUUUUCAAAAUAAAGAAUUCUAUUAACCGGUG